GCGUUGGGGCCACGGGGCCUAAGAUCGUGUAGUCUAUAAAUGCAACCAUCCCGAACACGAAGUGCGCCAUUAGUUCGUUCGUUAGCAAGCGGGAAACAUUCCUUGACCAAACCACGCGGUCUCUCGGUUAGUGUGACGACGUGACAGGACAGUACGUAGAAGUAGUAUGGGUGACGGUGCCUACCAAGUGCUGGAAUGUGCGGAACUCGGUCGUUAUGGUGUGGCUGGGCGCAAUCUCAGGGCAGGCGAUCGACUGUUCGAAGAGCUCCCGUUCGCGGUCGGCCCGAAGCUGGACAGUCCUCCACUGUGUCUAGAGUGUUGCUGUCCAGUCGACGGUGGUGAAGGUGGUCCCAGGUGUGCACGGUGCGGUUGGCCACUGUGCGAGGAUUGCAGUGGUCCGGAGUCGGAGCUCGUCUAUCAUCGGGGCGAGUGUGAGGUGUUUGCGGCGAGCGGUGUACGAUUCCGGCCGGUGGAAGAUUCGACGGCCGGGUGUGUGCAGCUCGAUUGCAUAACGCCGCUACGGGUGUUGCUGGCGAAGGAAGCGGAUGAGGCCCGAUGGGCCCGGGAGAUCGAACCGAUGGAGUUCCACGACGCAGAGCGGCGCGAAAGUGCCAACUGGAAGGUGGACGAGAACAACAUUGUGUCGUUUCUGACCGGGCCUUGCAAGCUUGGGAGCCGGUUUUCGCGCGAGUUGGUGCAGCGAGCGAUCGGUCUGUUGGACGUGAACGCGUUCGAGGGCCGGACCUGCAACGGGUACAGCUUGCGGGGUCUCUACCCGCAGCUAGCGAUCAUGGCGCACAACUGUGUGCCGAACGUGGUUCAUUCGAUUCAUCCGAGCGACGGUUACAGGUUAGAAGCGCGUGUUGCAGUCGAUGUCGCAGAAGGCGAGAAGCUUUACACGACCUACACCUACACCCUGACCGGCACAGUCGCCCGUCAAUCGAUUCUAAAGAUGAGUAAAUUCUUCACAUGCCGCUGUACCCGGUGCCUCGAUCCAACCGAGCUGGGAACGCACUUCAGCACACUGCUCUGCAACAAAUGCCAUGGAGGAUUCAUCACCUCUACCGAUCCACUAGAUGAGAAUGCCGAAUGGAAAUGUGCUCAGUGUAGCUUCAAAACAUCCGGUGCCGCCGUCCAGAAGGCGGUCAUGACCAUACACAACGAAAUAGACGAGCUGGCCUGUCUCGAGUACGAGUCCGGCCGGCUCGAAGCGUACGAAGCCGUGUACAAGAAGUACCGCAGUGUGCUGCACCCGAUGCACUUCAUCAACACCUCCAUCCGGCACAGCUUGAUCGAGCUGUAUGGGCGCAUUCCCGGGUACGAGAUGGCCGAACUGCCGGAUGUACUGCUCGAGCGUAAGGUUGAGCUGUGCCGCAGCAUACUGCGCGUGCUGGAUGUGUUCGAGCCGGGAAAAUCGCGGGCCCGGGCGAUGAUACUGUACGAGCUGCACGCACCACUCAUCAUGCUCGCCCAGUCCGCCUUCGCACGGGGCGAGGACACUCGGGAUGGGCAGUCACUGAAACAGCAGCUCACCGAGGCGGCCCACGUGCUGCAGGAAUGCGGCGGCAUUCUCGAGUGGGAAGAUCCGAUGACACCCGAGGGCAUACUGGCGAACGUGGCCAAGCAAUCACUCGCACAGCUCUGGCAGAGCAUCGCCACACUCGACUAGUGUGUGUGUGUGGUGUAUGGGAAGAAUUCGCACCGUGUAGGUUUAGAAACUAUUUGUGAUGUACUUUGCUGCACUCGGGCUCAGGGGUCCGAGCGGCUUCGGGUUGCUACAACCGGCCCGCAAAACCCUGACCCGUUUUCCUACCUGUUUAGGUGUCUAGCUUUAAUGCUGCGUCCUCGCAGCGCAGUUCGUUUUCCAUGUCACCGUUCCGUUACAAACCGUUUUCAUCGAUGUACUACAAUAAAGUGGGCUAUACAUACCUUA
This is a messenger RNA of Anopheles stephensi (Asian malaria mosquito), 1933 nucleotides long. RefSeq names its product SET domain-containing protein SmydA-8 (gene SmydA-3). The transcript has 3 exons. The record is from RefSeq and is a predicted model, not a curated record. NCBI's taxonomy places the organism in Eukaryota, Metazoa, Arthropoda, Insecta, Diptera, Culicidae. Bases 167 to 1669 code for a protein of 500 amino acids.